Messenger RNA from Harpegnathos saltator (Jerdon's jumping ant), 562 nucleotides. RefSeq lists its product as uncharacterized. The transcript has 3 exons. The coding region runs from base 247 to 465 and encodes 72 amino acids. NCBI's taxonomy places the organism in Eukaryota, Metazoa, Arthropoda, Insecta, Hymenoptera, Formicidae. The record is from RefSeq and is a predicted model, not a curated record.
ACACAGCUCUUGUAUAAGUCAAAGAUCGAAGUUAGCAAUCUAGUAUAGUAUAGACAUCUGUGUCCAGUAAGCAAUCCAGCACGAAACAAGCACCGUGUGCCGCUGGCUUAAUACUCAGUCCCUGGUAAAGAGAUUCGCGGCGUGCUCUCGAAACGAACAUCGGUAUUCGAGCGAUCGACCGAGCGGUGUUAGUGCUCAGCGAGAAAAGUUUAGAUUCUGGGUUCUCUUUUAGUAAAUUUUGCUAAUAUGACAUAUCCACAGCUGCAUCAACAGGAGUUGAUCGAAUUGGCUGAAAUAACAGGAAUUUCUGCUGCACCUCGUGUAUUUCGGAUAUUGUUAGAUUUAUUGGCAUUAUCAACAUCUCCAGAAGAUAUUUACACUCUCCUGAAAUCAUUGUCGCAAUCUCCGAGUCGACUGACUACUGACGAAAGAACACUUAUAUUUGCUUCAUCUGCUAAGAAAUAGCACUUCAUGUAUUACAUCUACUAAUUUGGCAAUGGAUAUUAUUAAUCAUCAUAAAAAAUAAUCAACUGAAAAAAAAGCUUUCUUUGCUUGUCUAGCA